AUGCGAGAGCCAGAGUCUGCGAGUAGGGUCCUUGAUCAUGAGGUCUUACUCAUAGACGCAGAGAAGCUCGGAAGGCAGCGACCGGCCGUGUUUACGACUUUUUGGCACGAGUUGGGCUUUGUCGUUUCGCUUCUUGGUUCCAUGGCCAUGUCUGAAUUCUUCAUUUCGGGAUUCCACAUUGUCCUGCCUCUGCUCGCCGUCGAACUCGACAUACCCCCCGCGUCUCAAACAUGGCCGUCCAGCGUCUUCACUCUCGCCUCCGCAACAUGCCUCUUACCGCUCGGCCGACUCAGCGACAUGUACGGCGCCUUUGUCAUCUUCAACAGCGGCCUCGUCUGGGUCACCGUCUGGUGUCUCGCCGCGGGCUUUGGCCAAAACUUUGUCACGCUCGUCGUGUGUCGCGCCAUGACGGGCAUCGGGGCGGCCGCCUUUCUGCCGGCCGGCAUCACGCUCAUUGGCAAGACGUACCGGCCGGGCCCGCGCAAAAACUUUGUGUUUGCCAUUUAUGGCGCCUUUGCACCGCUUGGGUUCUUUAUUGGCAUACUGAUUGGAGGCGUCACUGGCCAAGUCUUGUCCUGGAGAUGGUACUUUUGGAUUGGGGCGAUGAUGCUUGGUGUUAUUUGCCUCGCUGGCGUCUUUUGUGUUCCGCGGGACCUGCGUGCGCGGGCUCCUGACGGGCUCUCAAUGGACUGGUUAGGGGCAGUCACCAUUGUACCGGGUCUUAUUCUACUCGUCUUCUCCGUCACUGAGAGCUCAGAGGCGCCGAAUGGCUGGGCGAGUCCACAAAUUAUUGCAACCAUUGUCGCGGGCGUAUGCUUCCUGGCAGUGUCUGUAUAUGUCGAGGGCUGGGUCGCCAAGAACCCAUUGGUCCCGUCUGACCUCUUCUCGCCGCCGGGUAUGAAGCUUCUCGUCGUCGGUCUAUUCUUUGCAUACGGGACAUUUGGAAUAUUCCUCUUCUACAGCAGCUUCUACCUUGAGCUGGUUCUGGAAAAGAGUCCCUUGCAAACUGCAGUCUGGUACAUUCCCAUGAUUGUAUGCGGCCUCGUUCUUGGGGCUGUCGGCGGGUUGACUCUCCACCUCCUCCCUGGUCGUAUUCUGUUGAUAAUAUCGGGUAUUGGCUUCUUGAUAUGCUGCCUUCUUUUCGGCCUCAUGCCAGAAGAUCCAAAUUAUUGGGCUUGGGUGAUGCCAGCGAUGCUUGCGUCGUCUGUCGGCAUUGACAUCACAUUCACCGUCAGCAACAUCUUCAUCACAACAAAUUUACCUGCGCGGCGGCAAGGGCUGGCAGGGGCGCUGAUCAACAGCACCCUGUUCUUGGGCAUCAGCGUCUUUCUGGGCUUCGGCAAUGUGGCUGUCGCGCACACCUCGCAUCUGCCUUUGAAGGAGAAUUACCAGGUCGCUUUCUUGCUUGCUGUGGGUCUGGCGGGAGUGGCACUAGCAAUGUUUGCGUUUGUUGAUUUGGGGUCAGCCAAGAGUGAGUUGACGCUCGACGAGCGGGAACAGAUGGAAGCCGAGACUCGUCAGGAUGAGUGGGCUAGCUAUUAA
Beauveria bassiana ARSEF 2860 is the source of this 1542-nucleotide messenger RNA. Its product is annotated as major facilitator superfamily transporter. Gene Ontology annotation, molecular function: transmembrane transporter activity. The transcript has 2 exons. Gene Ontology annotation, biological process: transmembrane transport. Lineage: Eukaryota; Fungi; Ascomycota; Sordariomycetes; Hypocreales; Cordycipitaceae. Bases 1 to 1542 code for a protein of 513 amino acids. The record is from RefSeq and is a predicted model, not a curated record. Gene Ontology annotation, cellular component: membrane.